Molecule: messenger RNA, 4188 nt
Organism: Saccharomycodes ludwigii
Lineage: Eukaryota; Fungi; Ascomycota; Saccharomycetes; Saccharomycodales; Saccharomycodaceae
Exons: 1
Coding region: 1-4188 (1395 amino acids)
Cellular component (GO): membrane
Molecular function (GO): ABC-type transporter activity; ATP binding; ATP hydrolysis activity
Source: RefSeq, a predicted model, not a curated record
AUGGCUAUUACUAGCAGAGACUAUAACGGCCUCCAAUAUUAUAAUUCCACCAAUGACACCAGUGACAGUAUUUCUACAUAUCCUGAUAUUAACAUUGAUAACCCAACUACAGUAAUAAAGGAAAAAUCUGAUAAUAUAAUCAAAGAUGAGCCGAAUAUUACAACAGAUAAUUUUUUACUAUCAACAACAGAUAACAAAUUGAAUAUAUUUGAUAUUAAGAAUGAUAAUAACGCUAAUACAAAUACAAGCGCUGCAUCUAUGGGACUAUUGCGUAAUCCAAAAGUAUCUUUAAAAAUUAGAAACUUAUUCAUUUCGACCGAGCAUUUGAAAAGUAUUUCUGAUAGUACUGGUUCCACAUCCUUACUGGAUGACAGUAUCACCUCCAAUGGAUCUAAAAAGAUUAUUUUAAAUAAUAUAUCUCUAGAUAUACCCGCAGGAUGUGUUUGCGGGAUUAUUGGUGGAUCAGGUUCGGGAAAAACUACUUUGUUAAAUUUUAUGAUGUCCUACAACGAGUAUUGCGUUUCCAACAAGAAUAAACAAAGCAAUAUCCAAAGCACUUCUCACUUUUGGAAUAAGAUUGUCCCAUCAGGGAAUAAGUUGUACACUGAGGGUCAGUAUUAUUUAGAAACUGAAGAAAAUCCAACACAACCUGCUACCUCGGAUCGUAAACAAAAAGAACAUGGUUCUACCACAUGUAUAAAAGUUGCUUAUUUACAACAACAAGACAUCUUACCCAACAAUUUGACACCAAGAGAAAUUCUAGAAAUAUCUGCUGACUUAAAACUACCCCAUGUAUCGAAACCAAAUAAGAAGAAAAUAGUAGAUCAGCUAUUGAUGGAAUUGGGCUUAAAAUAUUGCAGCGAUACUCAAAUAUCGGAUAAGAAAACCACUCUAUCAGGUGGUGAGAAGAGGAGAUUGUGUAUCGCUCUUCAGAUGAUAUCUAAUCCCUCAAUCAUGUUUUUAGAUGAACCAACAACAGGGUUGGAUUCCUAUACUGCUAUUUUACUGAUGCAAACAUUAAACAAAUUAAGUUCACAGUACGGAACCACUUUUAUCUUAAGCAUUCACCAGCCAAGAUCGGAUAUUUUUGAAAAAAUGUUGGACCAACUGAUUAUAUUAUCUACAGGUAACUUGAUUUAUACAGGCAAAGUCAACAACAUGGUUGGUUAUUUCACUCAGUAUUGCGAUUUGCCAUUGCCCUCUAAAUUCCUUAAUCCAUGCGAUUAUUAUAUAGACUGUUGUAGUAUUGAUACCAGGAGUGAAGAAAUGAGGUUAAAAUCUUGUGCAGUUUUGAAAAAAUUAGCACAGAAGUGGCAGUAUUAUGCCGAACAACAAUCUUAUACCGAACAACAGUCUUGCACGCCUACCACUUCUAUUGCACAAAACUACAAAUUUGUCUCCUCAAGUGUUGGUUUUAUUGAGCAGGUUAAAGUACAGUUUUUCAGGUCCUUGAAAUUGUCAAUUAGAGACAAAUUAACCUUUUUUGGGUCUCUAAGUGAGCCCAUCAUUAUCGGCUUGGUUAAUGGAUGGAUAUACUACAGACCGGUAGCAAAUAAUAAAACACAAGACCCAACAAUAUUAAGAACAAUAACCGCCUCUAUAUAUACAGGCGCUGCGCUACAAAGCUACCUAGUCUUGAUUUUUGAAACAUAUAGACUAUGUGAAGUUGACAUGAAAAUGUAUGAUAUGGAAAGAUUAAAAGUCAACAGGGUGGUUACCCCGCAAAGUUUCUUUGUUGCAAGAAAACUUUCCAAGUUUUUAAUUGAAGAUUUCCCGAUUCCAUUAAUUUUUUCCAUUAUCACAUAUUUUAUGUUUGGUUUAGACGAAAGCCAUGGUGAAAAUAACAACACCUGCAAAAAUUUUUUCAUUUAUUUUUCAGUAACUUUAUUAAUGCAUCAAACGUCGACUAACCUGGCUUUAAUCUCUGUUUCCCUUAGCAGAAAUUUCAGUCAGGCUUCUUUGGUUGGGAAUUUAGCCUAUACUUUGCAAUCCUUUGCGUGUGGCUUUUUCGUUAACGCAGCAAAGAUGCCAGUCUAUGUCAGAUGGACCAAGUAUAUUACCUUUUUGUGGGUUUCAUUUGGUGCCUUAUUGUCCAAUGAAUUUACGUCUAAAUCAAACAGCACUUAUACAGGAUUAUUAAACUCUCUAGGUUUUCCGUCAAAUUGGAUAACCGAUCCUAUAGUUAUAUUAUUCUGUUGGGUCAUCGGUAUGGGCGGUGUGGUUAUUUGCCUGCUACACUUGAAAACUAUAGACAUAUCACAAGUUAAUAGCAAUGUGAAAUUUAAAAAUCAUAGUGACAACAAAAAUGAAAACAAGAAAAGUUCUUCUUCUGAUUUAGAAAAAGUUGAGGAGAUACAGGUGGACAAAAUCAGUGAACUACAUAAGGAGGAUGUUGGCGUAGAUGUGGAGCUAAGGAAUAUCAACCUAAAAGUUAACACAAACAAGAAAGAAACCAUACAAAUUUUAAACGACAUCAAUGCAAAAUUUGUGAAAAAUAAAGUUAAUGUGAUCAUGGGACCCUCGGGAUCAGGCAAAUCAACUCUACUGAAUUAUAUGGCCAACAGAUUAAACUCUAAUGAUAGUUUUUUCCAGUUUUCGAAGCAAUACAAGUAUACCGGUCAAAUCGUUGUGGAUGACGGGGAAAUAGUUACCGAUAAUGUAAACUUUAGCAAAAUGUGCUCAUAUGUUAAACAGAAUGAUGACCAUUUGCUAAGCAGAUUGACUGUCUGGGAAACACUGUAUUAUGCAAGCAAAUUAAGAUUGACACAUUUGUCGGACACUCAACAAAAGCAACAAGUUGAGGAUAUAAUUAUGUCAUUGGGGUUGUGGCAUUGUAAAGAUACAUUAGUUGGGGAUGAAUGGAACAAGGGAAUUAGCGGUGGUGAAAAGAGAAGAGUUUCUAUUGGUGUUCAACUAUUAACACGACCAAAAGUGGUUAUUUUAGAUGAACCAACCAGUGGUCUUGAUAGUUUUACUGCCAGUACUAUUAUGGAAUUAUUGCAUAAGAUCUCGCAUAAUACAACAGUUAUAGUGACCAUACAUCAACCACGGGCUGAGAUGUUUUAUAAGUUUGGGAACGUUCUAUUAAUAGCCAAGGGCGGAUAUGUCGUAUUCAAUGGCACACCCACAGAAAUGGAAACUUUUUUCUUUUCUAAUCCAAAUUUGCGGUUUAGGUGUCCUGAAUUAACUAACAUUGCUGAUUUCUAUUUGGAUUUAAUCUCUUUGAACACACAAAAUGAAGUGAACGAGGGCAUUUCUAGGAAAAGAGUGGAUAAAAUCAUAAAUGAAUGGAAUAAGGAGAGCCAAGGAAUGUAUAGUGAAAUUGCAGAUACCAAGAGCACCACAAUUAUCGUGGACGGUGAUCGUAAAGCUGGGUUUUUAACUGGGUAUAAGGUUUGUUUAGCCAGACAAUUUAAGUGCAUCAUCAGAGAUAUUAAUCCAUUAGUGGCAAGAUUCACACAGGUGCCGGGCAUAAGUAUUAUAUUGGCGUUAUACUUUGCGCCACUGAAACAUAAUGAAAUUAGUAUUACUAAUAGGCUAGGGUUAGUUCAACAAAGCUCGUCGCUGUAUUUUACUGGGAUGCUAAGUAAUUUAGCAGUUUAUCCUCAGGAAAGAGAUGCAUUUUACCAUGAAUAUGCAGAUGGUGUAUUCACCACUGCUAGUUCGUUUUUCUUGGCGUAUAUGACACUGGAGUUACCCAUGUCAGUACUUGCCUCCAUUAUAUACAGUUGUUUUUCUGUGCUGGUUGUUGGUUUACCUCGUACGGCAAGUAAUUUUUUCAUUACUGUCUAUGGUGUCUUUGUAUUUAUGGCCUGCGGCGAAUCGUUGGGAAUAUUAACCAAUACCCUAUUUGAGCAACCUGGGUUUGUCGUUAAUAUAAUUAGUAUUAUAAUUAGUAUUGGGUGUGGGAUGAGUGGAUUAAUGUCAUUGAAAAUGGAUAAAGUGUUGAAGGGAUUCAAUUAUUUGAGUCCGUUGAAUUAUAUUACAGUUAGUCUUAUUAACUAUGCAUUUCCACCUGAUUUGAAAAUAGUGUUGGACAAUGGAGAUACUAUUACUGGGCCCGAAGUAUUAAAAGAAUAUGGACUAGUUAGAAAUAAUAGAAAUUGGCUAGGUGCAGGCGUUGUGUGUUGGUUUAUUUAUAGACUUUUGGCUUAUAUUGUGCUAUAUAUUAAAUUGCAUAAAAGGUGA